AUGGUUCAUGCGCGCCUGGUGCGGAGUGGAACAAGGCAUUCUGGCCUGCAAGAAUCAGAAAGAGCAGCAGCAGCAGGAGCAGGAGCAGCAGCAGCAGCAGCAGCAGCAGCAGGAGCAGCAGCAGGAGCAGCAGCAGGAGCAGGAGCAGCAGCAGCAGCAGCAGCAGCAGCAGCAGCAGCAGCAGCAGUAGCAGCAGCAGCAGCAGCAGCAGCAGUAGCAGCAGCAGCAGCAGUAGCAGCAGCAGCAGCAGGAGCAGCAGCAGCAGUCGCGUUGCCUUGCUCUUUCACCCACCACAAACCCGCCUUCUUCAGCGCCUCAAUCUUAGCGCCCUUCCCUUUGACAUAG
Molecule: messenger RNA, 345 nt
Organism: Closterium sp. Yama58-4
Lineage: Eukaryota; Viridiplantae; Streptophyta; Zygnematophyceae; Desmidiales; Closteriaceae
Source: the annotation of a GenBank genome assembly